Molecule: messenger RNA, 692 nt
Organism: Cloeon dipterum
Lineage: Eukaryota; Metazoa; Arthropoda; Insecta; Ephemeroptera; Baetidae
Product: venom protein 302-like
Exons: 3
Coding region: 66-560 (164 amino acids)
Biological process (GO): regulation of signal transduction; regulation of cell growth
Cellular component (GO): extracellular region
Molecular function (GO): insulin-like growth factor binding
Source: RefSeq, a predicted model, not a curated record
GCAACGAGAGCUACAUAAAAGGCAGAAACACUGCCCACCGGCCGCCAGUGAAUCAAAAGCGCACAAUGAAGCUCACCGCCGUCUCCACUCUGCUGCUGCUCGGAGCCGCGCUCGAACCCCUCUCAGUUUUAGGACUGUCGUUCCCAGAUGUUUGCAGUCCUUCAAGCUGUUUAAGAGCACCCUCUAAAUGCGCUUAUGGAAAAGUGAAAGAUGCCUGCAACUGCUGCGAUUUCUGCGGAAACGGUCCAGGUGAGCACUGCGGUGGAGAAUUCAAUAUUUUAGGAAUGUGCGGAAAGGGCAUGGAGUGCGUUUCCAACAACGUAAACGAGCCCACCACAUUUCCCGAAGGAUUGUGCGUGUGGAAAAUGAGAACUGCGUUCCAGCCAGGCAAGAAGCAGCAGCAGCAGCCGGCCAAAUUGCAAACGCCACCGCCAGGACUAAAAUUUGUGCCCCAGAAGCAGCAAUGGCUUAGAAGCAAGGCGUGGAGGAAAUUCAGUGCCAAUCAGCCGCAAAGAGAAGGAAAGGUAGCCAAGAAGGGUCAACAGACAUCCUUCAAUUGAACACGCAAAGCUGUAUAUUCGUAUACUGAUCAUUUCCAUCGUCGAUUUAACUUUGUUCCUAAUAAUGGCUAUACACACAUCCUCAUUCCCAACUUAACUUAAGAAUAGAAUAAACGUGUAAAAUACCAGAAA